Molecule: messenger RNA, 1818 nt
Organism: Periophthalmus magnuspinnatus
Lineage: Eukaryota; Metazoa; Chordata; Actinopteri; Gobiiformes; Gobiidae
Product: cell surface glycoprotein CD200 receptor 2-like
Exons: 8
Coding region: 324-1412 (362 amino acids)
Molecular function (GO): cell-cell adhesion mediator activity
Source: RefSeq, a predicted model, not a curated record
GGCAGCUUCAUCUCCAGCUCAGAUCCGGGAAUGAGCCUCUGCGGGGUCUGUGUCCUGUAUUUAAACCGCACCCGCUCCUUUUGCACCAUGCCCACAGUGCGCACAGUGCCCACAUUGCGCAAAGUGCCAGGGGGCUCGGGCGCACGUGUUGGGUGAAGAAACGAGGAUUUUUCUGCAGGAUUUCUCUUCGUGGGACGUCAAGGUGGCAGAUCUGUUAUCAUAGGUUUGGAGUGAAUUUGCUAAUCCGAUGUGGUAACAGUUGUGGCGGCAGUAGGCGGAUCACCGGACCACUGCUAUACCACGGUAACCUGCUGAGGACGGCGAUGUGCGCAACAGUCUGGCCCCUGGUUUUGCUGCUCUCUCUGCUGGUUCUGGCCGUAUCCCAGACUUUAGCUGUGGUGACUGCUUCUCCUUCUCCCAUCACUCAAGUGGGCCAGUCUCUUAACCUAAGCUGCAGCAUCACCACCACCGCCGGCGACACCAUCCACCAAGUCCGCUGGCUCAAAGACAAAUCCACCCUGCUAGCAUACCAGCCCGGCUCUCCCGUCCACGUUAGCCACCAGGAUCCCAACAUUCUCCUCAGCUCUGCACAACACGAGGCGAGCCACAUCACUAUAAAAACAGUGCGGCCGGAGGAUGAGGGCUGCUUCCUCUGCAUAUUCGAUGUGUAUCCACGCGGUCAGCAACAAGGAAAGGCCUGCGUUAAAGUCACUGGUAAAGUCAUCCACCAAAGCAACACAACAACAAUAGCUGGGACGCUAACCACUCUGCCAUGCUCCUACACGUUACCAGCGAGAGUUCAUCAAGUUCUGUGGAGAAGGAUCAACCAGAGCGGGCACUCGACCACGCUGGGGUCUUAUUCCAAACUCUCGCUUCACAGAACAGAUCGAGUGACUUUGAAUAAAAAUCUGUCGCAUUCGCAGCUGUCGAUACAAGAAGCGACGCUGGAGGAUGAGUCGUGUUACGUUUGUGAGUUUCAUACGUAUCCAGACGGGACGAAGAGCGCGACGACCUGCCUCACGGUCGAUGUUUUACCAACGCCAAAGGUGAACUACGAGACCCUCCCGUCCGGUGCCGUAGAAGCCAACUGCAGCGCUCAAUCCAAACCUUCAGUCCACAUCGAGUGGGACUUCGGGGGCGACAAUCGGACACUAGGACUCCCUGUGUACUCCUCCCGUAACCAUAGCGACGGCACGACCACACAGACGAGCACAGUGUUAUUAAAAGCAGCGUCGCUCAGUGACGUCAAGUGCAUCGUCCAUCAUCCCAGACUGGAAAAACCUAUUGUGGUUUCGCUAACAAAUGACAAUUCAGCGUUGAUCGUGCUCGUGGCAGUGUGCGUGGUGCUGGUUGUGUUGCUGCUCUGUCUGUGUUUCUGCCUCUGCAAGUGUUUUGUCUGCAAUAAAGACUGACUUGGACGUCAUUUUGAGCUCCCCACCUCGCACAACAACCACUGCACCCAGACAACAGACGAGAUGAGACGAGAUCUGUGGAAACCAACACUCACACACCUACAUCACCUCAACUUCACAGAACUAGCUUUACUUUAUUUUUAAAGACGUAGAAGGCUUGUUUAAAUUGAAUAACGCCCAUGAUGCUGGUGUGAGUAAGUUUAGAGAGGUUAUUUUAGCUUUUACAGCGUAGACAGUAAAAGGCAGCGGCUGACAUUUGUGGUUGAAGCUUGUGUAAGGAUGGGACGUGCUGUCAUAUGGGUGUAUACAGCUGACAUAACAAUGAACUCGCUAACACUACAUUACAAUUUAUAUUUGCAAACCAAGCCCUAAUAUUAUUUAUGUAAAGCAUUAGCUAAAACCAUAU